AUGGCAACGAUGUUCAUCCAACUGCGCCGUCUGGUGUACCUAUUGGUACUCUUGCACUGUUGUGUGUGUGUGGUCCGUGCGGAUGGUGAGGAUACCAAAGAGGAAAGGUAUAGGGAAAAGGUCUGGCAUUUGCGUAAUACGACGAUAAGGGCAUAUGCACGUCUUGUGGAGGGAAGGGGUUGUCUCAAUGCGUGGAGGGAGAUGGUAAGGACAUCAAACGAAAGUUACAAACGCGCGCAUUCCGCCGCGAAACUUACCGAAGAGAUCGCUGCGAAAGUCAAGGUGAUGAAAGAGAAGCUGGAAGCGAGUGCAAGUACGUUCACCGGUUGGGAGGAUGUCGGUAGCUUGUUGGACGAGGUCAAAGAGACAACGAGCGAUGUCGAAGAGAGGAUUAAGGAGGCUGAAAGGAAGGCACUCAGCAUCAAAAGAGCGGGGGAUUUCUGCAAAGUCGAAUAUGACAAUGCGGUUAAUGUCAUGGAUGAGCUCUACAAAGCUCAGUACAUGUAUGAAGAACUAUUUGAACCCGGAAGAAAACCGAAAUCGGAGUGGACGAAGGACGAUAGGCUCGUUGAAAACAGCACCGAUACGCACGGGCAAAUAAAGAAGUUUAUUGCGGAGUUCGAUUUGUUCCGUGGAGAGGCACAGGUUUCGAAGGUAAAUGCCUUGAUUCAGGUGAAAGAAGCGAAAGAUUCAAUCGAAAAGACGGCCAAGAGGUUCAAAGAGCUUAAAGAAGAAAUCGAAAAGAGUUCGAGGGAUGGGGAUGAAAAGCUAAAAAGCUCUCGAGUGAAAGAUAAAGUAACGGAAAUGGCGGAAGCAGUGGCCAAAGCGGGGAAAAUCGAGGAGCCAAAGAAAAAGGAACUGUUAAGCGCCGCUGUUUAUAACGUGACACUGAUGGAAGAGAGGGAAAAGGCCGUCCGGCUUGUUGCCGAUGAGGUGGUGGGGAUCCAUAGGGAGAAGGCGGAAAGGGCGAGGAGAGCUGCUGAGGAGGCGCAAAGGGAGAGGGAACGGGCCCAAAGGGAGGAAGAAGAACGGGAGAGAAGGGUUGCUGAGGAGGCGCAAAGGGAGAAGGAACGGGUCCAAAAAGAGAGAGAAGAAAGGGAAAGAAAAGUUGCUGAGGAGGCGCAGAGGGAGAGGGAGCGGGCGCGAAAGGUAGCUGAGGAGGAAGCGCUGAGGGAGAGGGAACGGGCGAGGAAGGUUGCUGAGGAUGAGGCGCAAAAGGAGAGUGAAAGACGGAUGGUGGAGGGCAAAAAAAAAAAAGACAACAGUGUCGGUCCUGCAUUGGUGCAUGGUCCUUUACUGUUGCUUCUUGUUUUGAUGUGUGUGUUGGGUUACACUCUCGUGUGCUGA
Molecule: messenger RNA, 1347 nt
Organism: Trypanosoma theileri
Lineage: Eukaryota; Euglenozoa; Kinetoplastea; Trypanosomatida; Trypanosomatidae
Exons: 1
Coding region: 1-1347 (448 amino acids)
Source: RefSeq, a predicted model, not a curated record